AUGUUCCCCCGCUCUCUUAUCCUGUUGGCUUCGGCUGGCGCAGCCGUUGCCCAAUUAGCGCCCGAAUGCGAGCACGUCGCGGACGUGGCUGCUCUCCUCCAGGCUGACGACGGCAAAGCUUAUUGCUCAUCCGUCCUCAGCGUCGGUACCACUACCGAAACUGUUGUUGAAUCCACCACAACCACGGUGACCACUACGAUCACCACUCCCAGUCAGAUCACGCUUAGCCUCACAAAUACGCAGACCGACACUGUGAGCAGCGGCACCGUAACUGAGACGGCUCCCACUGCCACGUCUUCCUCGACCAUCGUAGAGUCUACGACUGUCUACUCUUGCCCCACCGUACUCAAGCGUCGUGGCUAUGAAGAGGCCCAGUCAACCUCCUGCACCAAGAGCAAGACCACUUCGACGCCUACGCCCAGUUCAACCUCUUGUACCAAGGGAAAGACCACCACCACGCCAACACCAGUCAACACUUCCAUUCCCUGCUCUUCUAGCCAGCAUGCUACCGCCGCCUACGGUGCCGACAAGCCCGCUACUUCGAGCGCUCAGGAAGGCUACCACGCUCCUGGCUCCUCUCAGGCUGCUUACCCUUCGCAGCCAGCCAACAGUGGAUACUCUAUCCCCUCUUACCCUGAGUCCAUUCCUAAGGGCUACUCUUCAAUUCCUACUGGUUACUACCAGAGUUCUAGCUCCGCUGCCUACCCUGCUUCAACUCCGGAUGUCUACUCCUCCGUCUACUAUGAUGCUUAUCCCGAGCAAUCUUCGGCUGCUUACGAUGCAUACCCUGAGGCAUCUUCGGCUGCCUACCCUGAGUCUACUCCUGAGGCUUAUCCCGUGACCUCGAGCAUCUACGAGCAGAUCAGCUCUUUGGUCAGUUCUUCUUUCGGAUACCCUCAGGGGUCUGUCUCCUCCUCGGCUUACUACUCGAGCGAGAUCAUCACCUCCUCUGAGGUCUCUUCUGAGAUCUACACACCUUCCCCUACUCCCACCCCUACCCCUGUCCCGUCGUGCGAGACGGCUCCUACAGCUGUCCAGACAGGAUUCGGCUGCGAUAUUAUCUCCACUGCCUGCGGCUGCCUGGGACUGGCAUCGGCCACCGCUCAGGUCACCACCACCACUACUUUGACUGAGGCUGCGUACAUCACUGAGGCCAUGCUCUUCACCACAACUACCCAGUUGACCGAGACCGUUUUCACCACCGUCCCUGCUGCCACAGAGACCGUCACUCCUUCCGUCACCGUCACGACAACGGCCACUGCUACCGCCACCGUCUGCCCCUGCUCUGACUCCGCCUCAUCUCUGUGCGGCACCACCCCCGACACCUGCAAGAACCUCCAGACCGACACCAACAACUGCGGCACCUGCGGCAACACUUGCGGAACCGGACAGACGUGCAGCGCUGGCCAGUGCAUCACCCCCGCAAUCCCUGAGACUCCAAGCUGCGCGGCUGCCAAGUGCUCCAACUACAUUCGUUGCGGCAACGGAGGCUCCUGCCUCUGUGCUGCUACCGCUGGAGGCAAGGGCUGUUGA
This is a messenger RNA of Macroventuria anomochaeta, 1533 nucleotides long. RefSeq lists its product as uncharacterized. The record is from RefSeq and is a predicted model, not a curated record. Lineage: Eukaryota; Fungi; Ascomycota; Dothideomycetes; Pleosporales; Didymellaceae. Bases 1 to 1533 code for a protein of 510 amino acids. The transcript has 2 exons.